AAAAAUACAGAUGAAGCCGCCACCCGAGUUGUUUGCAGGGUCUGGUGGAGCAUCUUUUUAGUCCGGACCAGGACAAUAUCAGUCUGUUCAACAAUUGGGAACAUCAAAACAGAUUAACCUAGCAGAGUAAAUCCGGCAAUGUUCGCACGCCAGGAGUCUCAAGAUCAAUGCCCCCCUCAGAAGGAAUCUAAACUGCCUCUAAAGGCACGGGCACUCCCAUGCCCCGGUGCUCCCAACCCGGCCGACCAUUCCCGCAGUGGCCACACCACGCCCGCAGGCGGAAUCCAAAGAACACGGCAGAAAAGCAACAAGACAUCGCAGCCGUGACAUCGGGAGCACACCCUUGGUGGUACAUAACAAACAAAUUGAAGAACGGAAGACACCAGAAGAUGAGGUUUAACGCGGUGUGUUUGUGUGUUGCUGGAGUCAUACUAAUAACAGGCUCUCUCUGUCAGUUGGAUGCCCCCAUCAGACCAAAAAUUGUUGGAGGGAACAAUGCGAAACAAAAGGAUUGGCCUUGGCAAGUUAGCCUUCGAAAAUUCUCCGACGGCGAGCACUACUGCGGUGGAAGUCUCAUCAGUGAAAGAUGGGUUUUGACUGCAGCUCACUGCCUCCAAGGCAUUGAGAAAACAUUCAUGAAGGUAUACUUGGGACAUCAAGGUCAAACAGUUCCAAACCCAAAUGAGAUGAGCACAGGUGUGAGUGACAUGUACCCUCAUCAUAGUUAUAACAGUUCUACAAAAGACAACGACAUCGCUCUAGUGCAGCUCUCCUCUACUGUGUAUUUCACGGAUUAUAUCAGACCCGUCUUUCUGGCUGGUGCCAACAGCUCAUUUGCUGCAGGUACUGAGAGUCGGGUCACAGGAUGGGGAGCAGUCCAAUAUGGAUCCAGCGCCAAUGCCCCCACACUGCAGGAGGGGAGCGUACCAAUCGUUGAUGACAGUGAUUGCCGAAAAAAUUCCUGUUUCAAAGUGAUCACAGACAACAUGAUAUGUGCUGGAGAGAUGUAUAAGUCAAAAGUAGAUGCUUGUCAGGGUGACUCCGGAGGACCACUGGUUAGUAAGAAGGGCUCCCAGUGGAUCCAGUCUGGAAUUGUGAGUUUUGGUGAAGGCUGUGGGACACCGUCGUGUCCUGGCGUGUACACAAGAGUGUCUAAAUAUGAGAACUGGAUCAAGUCUCACACAAUUGGUUAUGAGCCUGGAUUUAUUGAUUAUGUCUCUAAUGAGUCCAGCUUCAACAGACACACAUUCAAAAGCUUCUUGUUUUCUCUGUCUCUCACAUUUUCCAUCAUUCCUCCUUUUUAACUUUUCUAAAGAUUGUUAAAAUUACAUGAUGAUUCUAAGGGUUACUGUCCUCAUUUCAUAUUUGUUUAUAUGAAAAUAUUUUUCUUGAUUAAUAUUUAAC
Molecule: messenger RNA, 1404 nt
Organism: Triplophysa rosa
Lineage: Eukaryota; Metazoa; Chordata; Actinopteri; Cypriniformes; Nemacheilidae
Product: chymotrypsinogen A-like
Exons: 9
Coding region: 219-1304 (361 amino acids)
Biological process (GO): proteolysis
Molecular function (GO): serine-type endopeptidase activity
Source: RefSeq, a predicted model, not a curated record